Neopsephotus bourkii (Bourke's parrot) is the source of this 876-nucleotide messenger RNA. RefSeq names its product zinc finger translocation associated (gene ZFTA). Gene Ontology annotation, biological process: negative regulation of DNA-templated transcription. Bases 169 to 876 code for a protein of 235 amino acids. Lineage: Eukaryota; Metazoa; Chordata; Aves; Psittaciformes; Psittacidae. The record is from RefSeq and is a predicted model, not a curated record. The transcript has 3 exons.
GGGGCGUGGCGGGUUUAUUGGGGGGGGGGAGGCGGGGGGGAUGGGAAAGGCGUGCGGCCCCUUUAAAUUUACCCAGGAGCCCUUAAAGGAGCCCCAGGGGCCCCACGGCGGCGUCCCCACCCCGGUUGGCCCCUGCCCGCUGCCGCCGCUGCCGCCCCGGGCCCCGCCAUGGACCCCCCGAGCCCCGAGCCCGGCCCCGACCCAGGCCCGCUCCCGGACCCCCCAGCCUCCCCACCAGCGCCGGGCCUGCGGGGAGGCCGCCGGAGCUCGGAUCACUGCGACGCCCGAGCCUCGCGCCCGGGCCGGAGCCGGAUCCCGGGCCGGGAUCACCGCCGGUACUACCACGAGCGGUGGCGCGCCGAGUACCUGAUGGAGUUCAAUGCGGCGCGGCACGGGAUGCUCUGCCUCGUGUGCGGCAGCGCCCUCGCCACCCUCAAGCUCAGCACCAUCAAACGCCACAUCCGGCAGAAGCAUCCCUAUUCCGGAGCCUGGGGACCCCGCGAGAAGCAGCUCGUGCUCCGCUCCUGGGAGGCACAUUUGGGGGUUCACCCCCACCCUGAGGGACCCACCCGAGGCACUGGGACAGGUAAUGGGGGGCUGUGGUGGGAGGCCAAGAUCGCUUCCAAAGCCCCCCCCGCGGCCGCGGGCACCGGGGACUCGCUCCGGGGGUGGCUCCGGGCAGAGCUGCUCCUGGACCUGGAGGCGGGGGGCAGGCGCCUGCGCUGCCUCCUGUGCGCCCGGGCCCUGCCCUCGCUGCACCUCGGGGACAUCCGGAGCCACGUCCUGGCCGCACACCCCGGAGCCCUGCGGCAGCGCCGAGCACCAGCGGGUCAGAGCUGGGGGGGGAAACGGGGGCACUGGGGACCUUGGGGCUGA